AUGGCUUUUGUAAAGGCAAUCAAGAACAAGGCGUACUUUAAGCGCUUCCAGGUCAAGUACCGCCGGCGCAGGGCGGGAAAGACUGACUAUGCAGCGCGGCGCUGGCUCACUCUUCAAGAUAAAAAUAAGUACAAUGCCCCCAAGUACCGCUUCGUCGUGCGCAUUACCAACACACGGGUUCUAUGCCAGGUGAUGUACGCCUGUAUGCGAGGGGACCAAUUGGUCUGUAGUGCAGACUCUAUGGAGUUGCCGCGCUACGGCAUCAAAGUGGGGCUCACCAAUUACUCGGCGGCAUAUGCCACUGGCCUGCUGCUGGCGCGCAGACUUCUGAAACAGAAGGGCCUGUCUGACGAGUUCCCCGGUGUUGAAAAGCCGACGGGCGAGGAAUACCACGUGGAGGAGGAAUCUGAGGAACGCCGUCCCUUCAAAUGUGUCCUUGAUGUGGGGAUUGUUUCGACGACCGUUGGCAACCGUGUUUUCGGCGCCAUGAAGGGAGCCUGUGACGGCGGCCUCCACAUCCCACACAACAACAAGCGGUUUCCUGGUUUUUUGAAGGGCAGUGAGGGUUCCGAGGACUCGUACAACCCCGAGGUCCAUCGCGCGAGGAUAUACGGUUCCCAUGUUGCAGACUACAUGCGCGUGCUCGAGGACGAAGACCCAGAAAAGUACCAAUCUCAGUUCUCUGCGUACAUCCGCAACAAGAUUGAUGCCAACUGCCUCGAGAAGAUGUACGAAGAUGCAUUCCAGAAGAUCCGUGCGAACCCUGAUCCUGUGAAGAAGGAGGCGAGGGAGGUCAAGAGGGUGCGCCAGGGUGCCAUGAUCAAGACUACUAAGUCUCAAUACGUACGGAAUGUCAAGAUCGACAACAAAACCAGGAAAGAUCGUGUGAUGCGAAAGGUGCGAAUGGUUCUCGAACAGAUGACGGAAUGUGCGUGA
This is a messenger RNA of Cyclospora cayetanensis, 936 nucleotides long. Its product is annotated as 60S ribosomal protein L5. The coding region runs from base 1 to 936 and encodes 311 amino acids. Gene Ontology annotation, biological process: ribosomal large subunit assembly; translation. The transcript is spliced from 5 exons. Gene Ontology annotation, cellular component: ribosome; cytosolic large ribosomal subunit. NCBI's taxonomy places the organism in Eukaryota, Apicomplexa, Conoidasida, Eucoccidiorida, Eimeriidae. Gene Ontology annotation, molecular function: structural constituent of ribosome; 5S rRNA binding. The record is from RefSeq and is a predicted model, not a curated record.